This is a messenger RNA of Lemur catta (Ring-tailed lemur), 2154 nucleotides long. RefSeq names its product aquaporin 6 (gene AQP6). Gene Ontology annotation, molecular function: nitrate transmembrane transporter activity; water channel activity. Gene Ontology annotation, biological process: transmembrane transport. Lineage: Eukaryota; Metazoa; Chordata; Mammalia; Primates; Lemuridae. Gene Ontology annotation, cellular component: plasma membrane; apical plasma membrane. Bases 15 to 992 code for a protein of 325 amino acids. The record is from RefSeq and is a predicted model, not a curated record. The transcript is spliced from 4 exons.
CUUGGGACGGCAGCAUGGUAGAGGCACGGCAGGUGGGGGCCAGAGAAGGCUCCACAGCGAGUGAAAGCCAGAAUCAGCCAGAGACAAGAGGCCAGAGGAGAGGCCCUUGGAGCAAAGGAGGUGACAGCCAAGGCACUAGGCACCAGGACAUCAAUGCUAUGGAGCCAGGGGGGCACGGCUGGGCUAGGAUAUUGUCAUGCGGGCUUUGGACAGCCAUCAUCAGGGCACUAUUUGCAGAGUUCCUGGCCACGGGGCUGUACGUGUUCUUUGGCGUCGGCUCGGCUCUGCGCUGGCCCUCGGCACUUCCCUCCGUGCUGCAGAUUGCUAUCACCUUCAACCUGGUCACAGCUAUGGUUGUGCAGGUCACCUGGAAGGCCAGUGGGGCCCACGUCAACCCUGCUGUGACGCUGGCCUUCCUCGUGGGCUCCCACAUCUCUCUGCCCCGUGCUGUGGCCUAUGUGGCUGCCCAGCUGGCAGGGGCCACCGUAGGGGCUGCUCUGCUUUACGGGGUCACACCAGGAGACAUCCGAGAGACCAUUGGGAUUAAUAUGGUCCAGAACAGCGUCUCGAUUGGCCAGGCAGUGGCAGUGGAGCUGGUUUUGACCCUGCAGCUGGUACUCUGUGUCUUUGCUUCCACCGACAGCCGUCAGACAUCGGGCUCCCCAGCCACCAUGAUUGGGAUCUCUGUGGCACUGGGCCACCUCAUUGGGAUCUACUUCACCGGCUGCUCUAUGAACCCAGCCCGCUCCUUCGGUCCUGCUGUCAUCAUUGGGAAGUUCACAGUCCACUGGGUCUUCUGGGUGGGACCCCUGACAGGAGCUGUCCUGGCUUCACUGAUCUACAACUUUAUCCUGUUCCCUGACACCAAGACCCUGGCCCAGCGACUGGCCAUCCUCACAGGCACUGCGGAGGGAGAGAGAGUGGUAGGGGUGGCGCCCCAGAAGAAAGAAUCCCAAUCCAGUUCAGGGGACAUGGAAAUGGAGAGUGUGUGAAACAGCAUAGACUUUGUCCUGCCCUCAGGCUUCAGAGAGGAGCCCUGUAGGUGGGCAACGUGCCUUGAAUGGCCUAACUUAAGGUUUUCCUGGGAGGGGUGUCAAUGGGGAGGCUUGACCCCUUGUCCUAACAGGGUGGGCCAGGGGGUGCCAGCUCUUCUCUCUGGCAUUACAUUUCUACAAAGAAUCUGGAAGCAAAUCUGUCCAGUCCCCUCCCCAUCUCUUAAUGAGACAGAGCAGAGUGGGGCAGGGGACUUCAUGAUCACUCUUUUCUCCCUUUCCUCACCCAACUAGACGCCAGUGGGAGUCCUGAGCCUCCAGAUCCCUGUGUCUUCGGGAAAAAGGAAACUGGAGACCAGACAACCACCCUGCUUAGAUACUGAGGGCUACAGGGACCUUGGGAAACCCUUGGGGAGGAGCGGACAGGCUUCCUGGAAGAAUCAGGUCCUGGAACAGCCUCUGAGCUCCUGAGAGGGAUUUCCCUGCCCUUGGGGAUAGUUGGGGAGCUAUGGCUCCCCUCUCAGACUGGGGGCUCCCUGAGGACAGAGACCAACCUCCCAAAAGAUCUUUAUUCCUCACUUCUCCAAAUGCUCAGGAGAAGACCCCACCCUUAGAAAGAGCUAACAGAGAGAGGAACCUUUCCUCAGGCUGGCAGAGGGGCAGGAUAUAGAAAGAGAGGUUUGAGCCAGAAAGGCCUUUCCCAGGGUAAGCUCUCCCCAGUUGUCUGCCCUGACUUCCACCCCACAGCCAUUCACGGGAAAAAUGCUGAGAGGGGAAGCCCCCACCCCAUCCCCCAGUUCUUAACCUGGGCCAAAGAAGCCAUCUCCUGCUUCCUUCUCAGCAUUACUGGGAUCCCAAAAAAUGCAGUCAAGUCAGUUCCAAAGAUGGUGGGAACCCAAGAAUGACCCAGGAAACUAAGAUUUGAAGUUCAGUGCCUCUGAAGGCCUACUGAAGUCCAAAUUGGUUUGUUAAGAUUUAAAGGCUGUUCUAUAUCUUCUCUGCCCAUGACUUGGGGUCCUGUCUGGAUCUCAGCUUCCCCAGGUACAAAAUGGACACAAUUCUCCCCCAAGGACUGCUGUGAAAACAAGAAAUUGGAAGACGCUUUUGGAAGUGAAAAUGCUAGAAAAACAACCUCAAUAAAGGAUGAUUAUUGUUGCUAUUA